Molecule: messenger RNA, 1492 nt
Organism: Hibiscus syriacus
Lineage: Eukaryota; Viridiplantae; Streptophyta; Magnoliopsida; Malvales; Malvaceae
Product: protein VAPYRIN-LIKE-like
Exons: 1
Coding region: 80-1450 (456 amino acids)
Molecular function (GO): protein binding
Source: RefSeq, a predicted model, not a curated record
UUUUUUCUCGGCAACCAACCAAACCCCUCUUAAAUCUAAAAAAUUUUCCAGGGAAAAAAAGGCUGGAAAUUGGUUACUCAUGGACAGGUUAGUGAAAGCAGAUGUUAAUGGAAUCGAAUUAGCGUUCAUUAGAGGUCAAAAGAUAUCCAAAACUUUCACUUUAACAAAUCUUAUGCACACCAUGUCCGUUGCCGUUUCUUUAUCCACAAAAAACCCAUCUUUCUUCUCUUUCAACAAGCCAUUCUCCAUCAUCCCUCCCCUUUCAUCUUCAUCCUACACUCUCCUCUCCCAGCCGUCCAAUCAACCUCCUUUGACUGACCCUCCCGAUGCCAUCACCGUCAAAACCUCCAUGGUUCCUUUGGGGAAAGCCAAUCACGAUGAUCUCUGCCGUCGGUUUUCCAAGCCCGGACCCCACAUAUUCAAGGACGCCACUUUGCCGAUCACCUUCCUGGGUCCUCAAGUGAUCGAGCAUCUCAUUUCCGGUAAUACCACAAUUUCAGAUAUCGAUCUCUGCUUGAACAACGCAAUUUCUGGGUGUUCUGGGAAUCAGCUCACUGUGUUACUCAAAUCCGCUGCGGUUUCAGGGAAAACCUAUCUGGUCCGUACGUUAAUCGAUAAUGGUGGAGAUGUAAAUCAUAAGGACUCUAAUGGAAGAUCCUUGAUCUCCCUAGCUGUUGAAGCCGGGUAUCUUGAUGUUGUCAAUGUCUUGAUUUCCUCUGGUUGUGAAAUUGAUAACUCAAUCGACCACGUUUUUCACUAUGCAGCAGCAAUCAACAGUGUGGAUUUGAUGGAUGUCUUGUUUCGAGCUUAUGAAAACACUGAUUUGAUCGAAUCAGUCGAUUUUCACGGCAGAACCCCAAUCCACAUAUCUGCAAUCCACGGACACACCCAAGUGAUUCGAUUUUGUUUAUCAGUAGGUGCAAGCCCUGAUGUUUUAGAUAUCAACAAAUGCACCCCACUUCAUUUAGCUGCCAAGGGAGGUCAUUUAGACACCGUGGAAUGCUUGUUAGACGCAUCAAAUUACACCAAAUACGCAUUGAACAAAGAAGGGAGGACCCCUUUCGCACUCGCCUUCGGAAACGACUGUUCGAAUGUGUAUGAUUCGUUGCAAUUAAGUGAUGCUUUGAACCGUGCAGCGAGGGUUGGGGAUGUGAAUGGGAUAAAGAGUUGCAUUGGUAAAGGGGCGAAUGUGAAUGGGAAGGACCAGAAUGGGUGGAGGCCUCUACAUAGGGCGGCAUUCAAAGGCAAACUCGAGAGUGUUCGGACUUUGCUCGGAUACGGUAGCGAGGUUAACGUUGUCGAUGACAAUGGGUAUACACCGUUGCAUUGUGCGUUGGAGGCAGGGCAUGUUGAAGUUGCUUUGUUGUUGAUCGGACACGGUGCUUAUGCUAAAUUUGAAGAGUCUCAAAGGUAUAGGGAUGAGGGUUGGUUUGAAAUCCGAUGGUUGUAAGAAUCAUCGUUGUUAUCAGAGUUGUAUUGUUCAGCCUUUGCG